Molecule: messenger RNA, 702 nt
Organism: Fopius arisanus
Lineage: Eukaryota; Metazoa; Arthropoda; Insecta; Hymenoptera; Braconidae
Exons: 2
Coding region: 322-696 (124 amino acids)
Source: RefSeq, a predicted model, not a curated record
AGAUCGAUAUUAUGUCCCCUUCCUGUUUCCACGUUUUUACCAAUGUUCUAAGCUAUGCUGCAAUGAAAUGUCAAUUGUAAGAUUCUCAGUGAACCGAGUGAGUUAGAGGUAUGUACAUCAGCAAGGUUGCGUAUAAGGUACCUUAAACUUCUUUUUUUUUUUCUCCGCAAGAUGGAGUAAUGCGUUCAUUCCGCCGAUUCUUCAUUGGAAAAUAAAUUUUUUCAAGACUUUAUCAAAGGAAUAUGGUUAUCGAUAAUUCGUUUAAAUUUGCACUUGACUCUUGCUGGUCUAAAAUAUAAUAAUUGUAAAGCAACAUUGUACAUGUGUUCAAUAUAUAACCCAAUGGAUUUAAAUGUACGCUCGUACGUCUUGGGUGGAGCUGCGUGUGCAAAAAAGGAGCGGAUCAUGUUACAGGAACAUGUCGAGGGCAAUCAUGCAGUCAGUAUGGCCGAAUGUGAGGGAAAAUUCAAACGCGUUCGACUAGGAUUGGAUAAUAAGCAGUUGAGGACAAUGAGGGCCUUGUUUGACUCUACCCGACACCUCGGGGUUUUUCACCUGGAAACCAUUUUAGACAUUGGUUAUGCAGACUCUAGCCUGAGUCAUAAACAAAGAGGACUUGGGCCUAAGGUUCCCAAAACGGAAAACCCAUCGGGCAGUUCGACUCUUAACCCGAAUGAGAUCACAUCUCUUCAUUAGAUAUCU